GCGUAAGAGAGCGGCCAUGGACCAUCAGCGGCAGAGGACUCUGUCCACCUCAGGAGAAUCGCUGUAUGUUGUCCUCGGAGUGGACAAGAAUGCGACAACAGAGGACAUCAAGAAAUGUUACAGAAAACUGGCGCUGAAGUUCCACCCGGACAAAAACCCGGACAACCCGGACGCCGCCGAGAAGUUCAAAGAAAUCAACAACGCUCACUCCAUCCUGGUGGACCCCACCAAGAAGAACAUUUACGACAAAUACGGCUCGCUGGGCCUCUACGUGGCCGAGCAGUUCGGAGAGGAGAACGUCAACACCUACUUCGUUCUGUCCAGCUGGUGGGCGAAGGCUUUGUUUGCCUUUUGCUGCGUGGCGACAGGCUGCUACUGCUGCUGCUGCCUGUGCUGCUGCUGUAACUGCUGCUGCGGUAAAUGUAAACCGCGGCCGCCGAUGGACCAGGACCCCGAGUUCUACGUCUCCCCCGAGGACCUGGAGGCCCAGAUGACUGCUGAGGAGAGAGACGGCAGCGACCCCAUCGUGGUUCAGCCGUCGUCGGCCACAGAGACCACCCAGCUCACCGCCGACGCGCACCAAAGCUACAAGACCGACUCCUACUAGACGCGCCCCGCACAAACACACACUCCACACCUCAAAAGACAAAGAGAAACUGCUAGGGCUGGGGCGGACGUCCGCUUCCAUCUGUCAUCCGUACUUCUGUCAGGAUUUCUAUACAUUUCUAACACUAGAUAACCUGCGUCAGCCUCUGAAUCGCUCCUCCCCCAAAGCACUAGCGUUCUCAGAAAGAAUCAGCCAUAGCACGUCUUCCUCCUCGUUGCCAACUCAGCGUCUUUGUCGCUGGGAUUUCCUUUUUUUUUUAAAAGCUCAUCCACAGCGGCGGUUUCCACCGACAGCUGGCCAGAACCGAGCUCAUUCGGCGCGGCUUUGAGCUUUGUGUGCACAUCCUCGUUAAAAUAUCACUUUUUAAAUUAUUCCACCUUUAUUGUGCCGUAUGUUGUGCAAUUUAAAUUAAUAUUAAAUCUGUUUUGGGGGGGAAAUGAAGAAAAAAACGGUGGAACGACCUGGUUAAACAAGUCUGCACAUCUAAUACCUGAUUGAAGCCCUUUUUGAUUCGAUCUCAGCAUUCAGCAAAUAUCUCUGGGAAAUAUCUCAAAUAUCUAUCAGCAAAGGUUCUCUAAAUCUGCCAUAAGUUGAAGAUAUCUGUGGUUCGCAGCCCUCCUCGGGUGGCCCGUCUCAUUUCCUGCUGAUGAGGCGCUUCUCGUGUGGACCCGGAUGGAUGCGGCGCUCUCCGUACGGCCGGAGAAUGACAGGGUUCCCACGGGUCCUUGAAAUCCUUGAAAGUUUGUGAAUCUGAAAAAAAUAAUUCAAGGCCCUUGAAAG
Molecule: messenger RNA, 1387 nt
Organism: Fundulus heteroclitus (mummichog)
Lineage: Eukaryota; Metazoa; Chordata; Actinopteri; Cyprinodontiformes; Fundulidae
Gene: dnajc5ab
Product: DnaJ (Hsp40) homolog, subfamily C, member 5ab
Exons: 4
Coding region: 17-607 (196 amino acids)
Biological process (GO): regulation of synaptic vesicle cycle
Cellular component (GO): presynapse; membrane; intracellular membrane-bounded organelle
Source: RefSeq, a predicted model, not a curated record